GUUUAUAAUAACGGAGCUGAACUGAACUCAAGUGUAACAUUAUUUACACUGCGGGGAAACUUGACACACGUCCAAGUAACGUCUGCUACUACUGCUAAAUCGGACACACAGCAUUUAAAAAGAUGGCUGAAGGCAGAGGUAACCGGCAUCACCCUCGUAAUCUGCAAGGUGUUCUUCAGAUGGCAGUGGAGGCCGGUUCUGCUUCUGACGGUCCAUCUCCGCUAGAACCCAUGACACAAGAGAGGAUGGAUUUUCUGCGAGGAGCUCUUUCUGAAGUGUGUAAAGGACAAAUGGAUGAGGUCGAGCAGAUGAAGCGGUGUUUGGAGGUGCUGAAAACUGAUGGAUGCAAGGACAGAGAAGUCGAAGGAGAGGAGGAGGAGGAGCAGGAGGACGACGAGCGGGAAGAAGCGCUGGAAAUGCUUUCUGAGCUUUGCGAAAACCUGGACAAUGCAAGAGAUCUGAUGAAGCUGGGUGGUCUGGAUCUGUGUUUGUCACGGUGUCUCUGUCACACAGAGGCAGGCAUUCGCUGGAGAGCAGCUCAGCUUAUCGCCAGCUCGGCCCAGAAUAUGCCGGAGGUGCAGUUCUACCUGCUUAACCAGGGGGCGCUGCUAACCCUCCUGCAGCUCGCAGAUAAUGACCCACACAGCACAGUCAGGGUUAAAGCACUCUACGCCGUGUCCUGUUUAGUGCGUGAACAGGAAGCUGGACUGAAGGACUUCCUUUCACAUGACGGCUUUUCAGUGCUGAUGAGGGGGAUGCAGUCAGACAGUGAGAAGCUGAGAACUAAAUCAGCGUUUCUUCUUCUAAACCUUUUGAACAGUCAUCCAGAACACAAAGAUACAGUGUUGUCUAUGGGAAUGGUCCAGCAGCUGGUGUCUGUUCUCCGCUCUCCUCAUUCCUCUGUUCACGAACAUGUGCUUGGCGCCCUCUGCUGUCUAGUGGAGGACUCUCCCCGUGGCAUGAGCGACUGCAGAGAUCCAUCGCUGGGCUUGGAGGAACUGCUCAAACAGAGAGUGCAGGAUCUAAGGGGCCAAGAGGAGAGCCUGGAGGAACUGGAGUUUUGUGAACGUUUGCGAGCGGUUUGUUUUCCGGGACAAACGCAAGAGGAUAAUGCCAUGGAUCGCUGACCAUCUGAUUGCUGAUUCAACGAAUAACAGCAACACCCAGUUUGUAUUCCUUCUCUGUUUAAGAGAGAAACCAAAACAAUAGGAAUAAUACUGUUAAAAAGAUCAACGUGAAAGAGACUUUUAACUCUGAGUUUUCAGAGAUGAGUUUAGCUGUGUGUGUGUGUGUGUGUGCGUGCGUGCGUGUUCAUGUACUGGACACAAACACUCGUGUGUAAUGAUGAUGAACAUGUACAUUUAUUUAUAAUAUCUUUGUUCGUUAUUAUAAAUGUUCUGUUAUAUGGUCAACUUUCGAAACAUUCUUAAAGGGACAGUACUCUCAAAAAUGACAGUCCUGUCAUUUGUUCUCACUUAACUCUUGAGUUUCCUCUGUUGAACAUAAAAAAAGAUAUUUUAAUUCAUCCGGUGACUUCCAUUGUAAUUUGUUGUCCUACUAUGUAAGUCAGUGGGUACCAGCAUUCUUCAAACUAUCUUAUUUUGCAUUCAAGAAAGAAGAAAGAAGUUCAUCAAGAUUUAAAACCACAUAAUAGAAAGUAAAUAAUGAGAUAUUUGACAUUUUUGGGUGAACUAUCUCUUGGUCAAUCACACAAAUACAAAGCCAUAAUGUAGAACUGCACAUUAUUAUUAUAGACAAUAAUUUAAAAUAAACACAUUCAGACCUGUGUUUAAACA
This is a messenger RNA of Danio rerio (zebrafish), 1796 nucleotides long. RefSeq names its product HSPA (heat shock 70kDa) binding protein, cytoplasmic cochaperone 1 (gene hspbp1). Gene Ontology annotation, biological process: animal organ development. NCBI's taxonomy places the organism in Eukaryota, Metazoa, Chordata, Actinopteri, Cypriniformes, Danionidae. The record is from RefSeq and is marked validated.